AUGCCACUUCAUCGUACCGAGAUCAGACCCCUUGCCACUUGCGCCAAGGACGAGAAGCAGCUGGCCGAGCUGAAGGACACUAUCCGAGAUGUCCUCAAGCAGCUUGGCCAGACAAAGGAUUCCUAUCAGCGCCGAAAGAUAUUCAUCGGGGAUGGCCUGACCUUCGAACUGAUACUGCGACUGAUAGACUACCUGCAGCUCCAGGAGAACGAAUUCGACCGGCUUGAUCUUGUAGAGCCCUUCCUCGAGCAGUGGCAUACCGCAUGGACUAAUCUCUCCAGAAUUUUUGAGACAUUUUGGGGAGACAAGGACCUCAAAACCCCGUCGUCUCUUGGACACAAUGCGUCCAAGAUUGGUGUUAAACCACCGUCAAAUCUCAGCAAGGUUGAUUACUACAGUGGAAGACACACGGCGUACCUUGUUCUCGAUGCACGAAUGAUGGAUUGUGUCAGGGUUUACUUCGAGACGGCUGAUGUAUUUCAGUAUUUCGGAGACCUUGGGAAGGCUGCAAAGUUACUCUCCCUUGGAGCAUAUCACAACGCAAUGCUCGCAAACACGGGUCAUCCUAGCCUAAAGAUUCCGGACGGUCAACUGUGGACUCUACCAGUGUGGCUACUCGAGAAAAGGAAGAAAGAGGCAGAGGAAGAGGAGAUGAGACGACUCAUUGAGAAGGAGAAAUCAAAGUCUAAGCAUGGCGGCAAACAGCCGGGUGAGAAGCCGAAGGAUACACCGCCACCAUUCCUCGGAGACACUGCCCUCGCUGAAUCCAAACGAUUCAUGACUGACACCAUCUUGUCACGAGUUUGUGAGGUGCAGAUAAUUGAGCACUCGAAGAACGACUUAAGUGGUCCUAUCAGUCCCGGAAAAAUUGCUAAAAUAUCAGGAAAAUUCCCUCUGUCUCGUCGUAAUACUCCGGACAGAGUUGUGUCAGAGGCAGUGGCUGCAGGCCUUGUCGGGACGGUGUGGGAGAUUGAGAAGUACUGGGGCAUCUUAUUUUGGGGCACUUCUCACCACAAGUAUGCCACAUACCUGUUGGAGAUGAUCAUCAAGCUGGAGCUCAAAUACCCACCUCGACUGAAGCAAUGGUUCCUAGAGAACUUGCUGAUCAAUCCGAGCGGGGAGCCUGGGCAUGUUCAAGAAGGGGACCUCAAGUUGGAGCACAUAAACAAACCGCUUGAAAAAUCGAUUCAUCACAAAAACGAACGAUGGGACGGGCCUUUUCUCCAAGAGGUCGAGUCUCCAAAUGUCCUUGCUCUUGAGGAUAUAAAAAAGGCAUCAUAG
Stereum hirsutum FP-91666 SS1 is the source of this 1281-nucleotide messenger RNA. RefSeq lists its product as uncharacterized. The coding region runs from base 1 to 1281 and encodes 426 amino acids. NCBI's taxonomy places the organism in Eukaryota, Fungi, Basidiomycota, Agaricomycetes, Russulales, Stereaceae. The record is from RefSeq and is a predicted model, not a curated record. The transcript is spliced from 4 exons.